Molecule: messenger RNA, 7722 nt
Organism: Plectropomus leopardus (leopard coralgrouper)
Lineage: Eukaryota; Metazoa; Chordata; Actinopteri; Perciformes; Serranidae
Gene: capn15
Product: calpain 15
Biological process (GO): proteolysis
Cellular component (GO): cytoplasm
Molecular function (GO): calcium-dependent cysteine-type endopeptidase activity
Source: RefSeq, a predicted model, not a curated record
UACAUGUCCGCGUUAGUCACAAGUGUCUGAAACAUGGAGCGGCAGCGGACAGCGCGAAGCUAAAGCCUGGAGAGGUUACGGUGGCUAAAGUCCAAACCCGGGGAAGAACUUAUCGUCUCGAUGGCUGUGAAAAGUUAACGCACAGACAAGCGAAAAACAGCAAUAAUUCCCCUCCGACCGACUUGAGCCACUCUCACUCUCCUGGCUCCAUGGCAGCAGCAGUGCGAGGCAGCGAGUGGUCAUGUGGACGCUGCACCUUCUUAAAUGCCGGCGCAGCACCUCGCUGUUCUAUCUGUGAGGCGCCGCGCCAGAAACCUGACCUUAACCAGAUCCUGCGGCUGAGCAGCAACGAGGAGCACCGCUGGGCGUGUCCCCGCUGUACGCUCAACAACCCGCAGGGAUCUGGAGCCUGCUCUGUCUGUGGCUUCGGACCGUCACCCGCCACUCACACGCCCCCUACGACCACCAUAGCUGCCACUGCCAACGGCCUCCCGCCUGCUCCAACAGAACCCCCAACACCCAUUGUCACCCCCACGGUUCUGCUUGAGCCUCAUGGACAGCAUCCAGCGAAGGAGGAAGCGCUGCGGCGGUCUGAGAGCAAUGGAGAAGUGUGCGGCCUGGAUGGGCACCACUCGGGUUGGGCUUGCCCUCGCUGCACACUUCAUAACACACCCGUGGCACUGUCAUGCUCCGCCUGUGGUGGGCCAAGGAAACUGUCUUUGCCUAAAAUCCCCCCUGAGGCGCUGGUGGUGCCGGAGGUGCGCACACCUGUGCUGGGUUUUCCUGUGAACACAGCGGGGGCUGCCCCACUACUUAUAGACCUAACUGAUGACUCUCCCCCAGCUCCUCCCUGUGACCCCCAAGAACCUCCCCAUGUCUCCUCACAGUCCCUUUCCUCCCCUUUUACGUCUUUUUCCUCACUCCAAAAUAACCCGGUGCCCCGCAGCAGGAGAGAGGUGCCCCCUCCUGGGCGCCCACCAAACCCAGGCACCAACACUCCCAGCCCCACCUCCCCUUCAGCUGCCAGUGUGCCACCCCAGCCAGGCCCACAGCGGCCAGCCAAGCCCAAACAUGCCCAACCCCAGGAACCUUCAUACCCCAGCAAGCGCCUCAGUAUAUUAGAGGAAGAAGAUCCUCACCCACUGAACCCUCACCUCCCUGUUGCUUCCUCAGCCCCCUCCACCUGGAAGUGCCCGAGCUGCUCUUUGCCCAACCCGGGUGGCUCAUCAAAGUGCGAGGCCUGCCGCUCUUCACGGGCUGGUGCUGACCUCAUUGACCUGGUAGGCUGUGAGACGGUACGAUUUACCCCGGCCAGCCCCUCCAGCCCGGACUUUAGCACCUGGGCCUGCUCCAAGUGCACGCUGCGCAACCCUACAGGGGCACCCAAGUGCUCAGCCUGCGGUUCCUCUAAGCUGCACGGCUUUCAGGAGCAGCAGGUGCCUCUCCCCCGCUGCUGUACACACUGUGGCUCUGCAUCAUGCUCCUGCACACCUUCCUCAUCCUCCUCGGGUCAUAAAACACGUAAACAGGCCCGGGGCUACCCUCCCUCCUCUUCUGCUAUUGCCUCCUCUAGUUCCUCCUCCUCCUCCACCACCUCAGCCAGCCUUCAGGAGAAGGUCGCACAGUGGAGCUGCCCAGCAUGUACUCUGCUCAAUGACAUCAAGGCCAAGAACUGUGCAGCAUGCCACACACCGCAGCAGUACCUCACCCUUCGCAAGGUGGUGAAGCCUCUGAAGAGGAGAGAGAGCAUGCAUGUAGAGGCCCGUCGACGAAAUGAUGAGGGCGAGGCCAAGGAGCUUUGGGAAAACAUAGUCAGCUUCUGCAGAGAGAACACAGUGAACUUUGUGGAUGAUAGUUUCCCACCGGGACCUCGCUCCGUGGGCUUCCCUGAGGGUGACAGCGUCCAGCAGCGAAUCAAAAAGUGGCUCCGCCCCCAUGAGAUCAACUGCAGCAACUUCAAAGACCGAGGCGUCAAGUGGUCUGUCUUCCGCACGCCGCGGCCCUCUGACAUCCUGCAGGGCCUGCUCGGAAACUGCUGGUUCCUGAGUGCGCUGGCGGUGCUUGCGGAGCGUCCAGAGUUGGUGGAGAGGGUGAUGAUUACUAGGACAAUCUGCCCAGAGGGGGCCUAUCAGGUUCGGUUGUGUAAAGACGGGACGUGGACCACGGUACUUGUGGAUGAUAUGUUGCCCUGCGACGACUACGGCUACCUCCUCUUCUCCCAGGCCCAGAGGAAGCAGCUAUGGGUGGCGCUGAUUGAAAAGGCCCUGGCCAAACUCCAUGGCUCCUACUUUGCCCUGCAGGCAGGGCGCGCCAUCGAGGGUCUGGCCACGCUGACGGGGGCUCCCUGCGACUCCCUGAUGCUCCAGGUCAGCUCCACCAACCCUCGGGAGGAACCCAUCGAUACGGACCUCAUCUGGGCCAAGAUGCUCAGCUCCAAGGAGGCUGGCUUUCUAAUGGGUGCAUCUUGUGGAGGAGGCAACAUGAAGGUGGACGAUGUUGUUUACGAGUCACUCGGUCUGCGGCCUCGACAUGCCUAUUCCAUCCUGGAUGUACGAGAUGUUCAGGGUUACAGGUUGCUGCGGCUGCGUAACCCGUGGGGUCGCUUCUCGUGGAAUGGCAGCUGGUCGGAUGAGUGGACAGACUGGCCGCAGCACCUGCGUCAUGAGCUGAUGGCUCACGGCAGCAGUGAGGGCGUCUUCUGGAUGGAGUACAGCGACUUUAUAAAGUACUUUGACUCAGUAGACAUCUGUAAGAUCCACUCAGACUGGCAGGAGGUGAGGCUGCAGGGCUGCUUCCCCAGCAAGGCUAGUGGGCCGGUCACCGUCACAGCGCUCACUGUGCUGGAGAGGACGGCGCUGGAGUUUGCUCUCUUCCAGGAGGGAAGCAGGCGUUCAGACACAGCUGACAGCCACCUACUGGACCUGUGCAUAAUGGUGUUUCGUGCCUCCUUCGGGAACGGCAACAAGCUGACUCUUGGCCGCCUGUUGGCCCAUAGCAAGCGGGCGGUGAAGAAGUUUGUUGGCUGUGAUGUCAUGCUGGAACCGGGGGAGUACGCUGUUGUUUGCUGCGCCUUCAACCACUGGCAGAUGAAUGUCAGCGGGGCGGGAGGGCCACCUACGCCAAUCUCCAGUCCGACCAGCGGAGCAGCAAGGCGGCCCAGCCAAGACUUCCCUGGCUACAUCCUCGCCAUCUACAGCUCCAGACAGGUGAUGGUGGAGCAGGUGGAGGCGACGGCCACCACGCUGGCCGACGCCAUCAUCCUCCUCACGGAAAACAAAGGCGAAAGACAUGAGGGCCGCGAGGGCAUGACGUGCUACUACCUGACCCACGGCUGGGCGGGGCUUAUCGUAGUGGUGGAGAACCGCCACCCAAAAUACUACCUCCACGUCUCCUGUGACUGCACUGACAGCUUCAAUGUGGUGUCCACACGCGGCAGCCUCAAGACCAUCGACAGCGUACCACCUCUGCACAGGCAGGUGCUGGUGGUGCUCUCUCAGCUGGAAGGAAAUGCCGGCUUCUCCAUCACCCACCGCCUGGCUCACCGCAAGGCAGCCCAGGCCUCCCUGGGUGACUGGACCCCCACCAAGGCCACCCACAGCCCUCAGCUCACUCCAGACAUCGAUGGCCUGCACCGGCCCAGGCCACUAUGACCACCGCCCACUGUCACACACACAGACUAUUAUCCAAUGUACUGUCAGACCACUGGAAAACCAGGCAAGGGAGGGCGAGUGGUGUGUGCAGCCCUAAAACGUGGAGAAAGAUGUGUUUUUGUGUGUCUUUAUUGGAUGAACCCACAUCUGAAUGUAAAGCAUAAAUGGUGAAGCAUGUACGUGCUGUCCUCCUAAUGCUCCAUAAAUGCUUUCAUCCGGCCCACGCGCACUCUCUCCCUUGCCAAGUGGAUGUGCCAUUACAGGAUGAAAUGAGGGAAGCGGGUCACAUGGAAUGACCUGGGCUUACUCACGGAAACAUUUUUUUUUUUCACCCAGGCACCAACAGGAUCCAGUUCAGACUACUUAAAAACUCUUUUUGGUACGAGCGCUGUACGCAGAACGGAUGUCAUCUCCUGAGUUUUGUAUGCUUGGAAGACGACCCCGCUUUCCUCACAGAAGUCAGGGUGGAGUGCCGUAACUACUGAGCCAUUUGCCGGGCCACAAACUAUGAGCCAAUCACCUGCAGCGAUAAGACACUUAAACCACCGUGUCAUCCACAAGGACAGCUAGCAAAGCAGAAACAUAAUGGGGAGUUAAUCUCACCCAGCCCUCAGUACGGUACUUAAUGAGCCAAACCCAUAUUCAGAUUUUACCCACAGUCAUACAUGUUUUUUUAUUUGAACGAUACACAUUGGUCUUACUUGUUUUAUACCCGGCCCUUGUUGCUGUUGUUGUCCAUAUUUGUGUUUUUGAGGUCAUGAAAAAAAGCCAUCAUUCAUACAGUACUGUCUGUCUACGCUCCCCAUCGUCACCGCAGUGCUGUCUAGCGCUCGCUCUAGCUCAGGACCAAACCCGUGAUUUGUAGAGUAAAGCUGGAGUCAAGCAAAACCUCAAGCUCAUGUUGUGGCAGGUGUAGUGUUCCCAGUUGUGGCAUAGAGAGCUUUUACACUGACACAUAAUAGAAUUCCCUCCCUUGCGUUUCAGUAAACUAACAUGCAAUUUUGUCUUUUUCCCUACAGACAAGCAACCACCCUUUUUUUGCUUCCUCUUACUUUAAUUCAUUUUCGCUCAGUUUAGGGUCUAAACGCUGGAGGCGAGUCGUUACAUGACCAGCUUUGUAGUUUACCCCUCGGGCACGCUGGCUUUUCUCAUCCACUUCAGACAUCAGUUUAUAUCCGCACACAUAAAUUCACACUUGGGGGAACAACUCCCCUCACUAGAUGUGUUAUAAAGUGAAAUUAAUGCUGCUCCUUGCACUCUUGGAUUGUGACACCCUAAAUUUUGUGUCUGAUCUUUUUUGUUGGUACUGAAGGUCAGCGAGUAUUUUCCUGUUUCUCACACUUCAACAGUUUGCCAGUAUUUUUGAUUUAGUGUACUUAGGGAGUACCAGAGCUAGUUGCUGUUUGAACAGUCAGUUUGCCAUAGGGGAGCUCCUCCGCCGAGCCGUCAAGUUUACUUUGGGAGGUCAGGGACCAUUAUUGUUUGCUUGGGUGCAGCGCGAGCAUCUGGGCCACCCUCCCACAAGGAUACACCGACCGCACAUUAGCGACAGCACAGAGUCCUCGUGUAAUAACAAAUUACCAUUUUGUCAAACUGCGUGCACACAUAACAAGAGAGAGAAGGGACCCCUGAGACAUGUUGUGACACAGAAAAGAGUUUUAGUUCCCUCGCAGUUUUUGGCUGCGUCGUUUCAAAGGACGGGCUGCCUACAGCUGUUUUUACCCAGGUCUUCUUUCAGGGGCCCCGCCCGCCUGUUUGUUCCAAUUUCUCCAGUGUCAAAGCCAUUACUCCAGCUUCACUAAGGAUCCUUCAGUCCUCACCAUGGCAACAUAGAUGUUUUAACAGAGAGAAGUGAAAGACUAACGCGGUACUAUAGUAACAGGGUGGAUAGGGAGACUUUUUUUUAUUUUUCAAGUCAAAGUUGAUGUCUUACUGUUGUUGAAAUGGGGAAAGACUUGAAAGUCGAUUAGCAAAAUCGCUGAAGCCGAUUUAUUUCUCAUGUUAAGAUAAUUUUGGGUCUAAACGUUGAAGUUCCCACAUGAGAUGAGUCAGUUUAGGAUUUAAAGGUCCAGUGCAGAAAUUGAAUAUAAUAUAAUAAGUAAAGCUGGGUGAUAUGGCUUAAAAAUAAUCUUGUGAUAUGUUUAGGCUAUAUCACCAUAUAAGAUGCAAAACAGGAUAUUUUUAAAUCUCUAAACUACUGUAAACUACUAAAAUACCCAAAUACUAAAUGAACUACAGUUACAACGAAGUUAGAUAAAGUAGCUGCUGUUAUAAUAAAGUUGAAUAAAAUACUUUAAUAAUAAAGAUGAAUUAAAUAUUGUUAUAAUUAAAUAAAUCAAAGUGAAAACACUGGUGCUUUUAUUUUGAAGCACCCAGCUCAUCUCGAGCUGUAAGCGUUGAUGUUCUUGCUGUGAACUUGUAACUUUCGGUCAAGCAACAGAAAGUUAAACUGUCACCAUGGCGCCAUUACUCAGGAGAAUGUGGUUUAGAUAGGCGGAGGAGUGUGUGUGACGCAUCAUGUCAUCAUGCCAAAGCGAGUCUCCCGUCAGUGGCUUUAAAAAAUGACGUGACAGUGUAUGCUCAGUGUUUGCGACACAGUCAUUUUAUACAUCACAUGUGGAACAGGCUGCAAUACACGUGUAUAUUCGAUAUAAAGUAUUUCUUUCUUGUAUCAUCACUUGAAAGUAAGAAUCGUGUUUUUGUUUACUUAGAGUGAGCCGUGUAUAUCUUUGGCUGCCGUGGUUAGCAGUCCCUUCGCAAUGAGCAGCAUCGGAAAACACAGAUUUUUGCUUUUGUUUUUCUGUAAAGCAAUUCUUUUUCAUUCAGUGUUUUUCCUGAUUUAAAUCACCAUUUGUUUUAGAGAGGAGGAAACCUCUUUGGAUAAUCCAACUCAUGGUAAAAACCUUCUGAAUGUCUGGAUCUGAAAUUAUCAGAGAAAGAAAGUGAACACACAUCAGCGGGUGCUAGGCUGGCGGCUCGUCUCCAAUGAGGCACAUCAGAGAAACACCGAUUUGUAACAUGAAACUACUUUUUUCAAUGUUUUUUUAUCGGUUUAAAUCGUUCGUUUUGAAGAAGAAGAGACCUCUGCAGAUAAUUCAGCUCCUGGUCAUGAAACCCUGAAAGAAUUCUAACCAGGAGAAAUUUCAGCUGGUUGCAAUCUGCACUCCUCAUUGCGAGAUGCAACUAAAUCUUCCACACUGCUCCUUUAAGCUCAGCAACCUUGAGUUAAAAAAAUGCUGCAUCAUCUCUUGAGCAUCGUCCCUUUUUUGGUAGCAUUGAUGGUAAAAGGCAGCACUGUGUCCCAUAUGCUCGCAGUCUUACUCUGCACAACCACGUCUAGUAGGCUGUACUUCACGACGUCUUCAGGACAGCUUCUAAGAAAAACUACUACAGCAGUGUCAUGUUUCUGUGAUGGAACCUGACGCUGAAGUAGCUGUAAAUAUGUUUUCCAAAGAAACAUAACGUGUAAUGACCACUUUCAGACAUUUGUCUGCCCUGUGUGAGCGUGUGCGUGGUCACAGCCAAGCAGCUGUGAACUUUUUAAUUUAUUUGUAUAAGUGAUUUGCAGGCCUGUUGUCAAAAUAUUGUUGCUGAAUACUGGACUUAUGAAUGAAAGAUAAAGGAAUGUGAUGAUUUUAUGGCUUUAGUUUGAGCUUGAGGAGAAAUGAACCUGCACUGAAACACCUGCAAUGACAAGGCACCUCAAAAUUCAGUGUCACCGCUGGAUCACUUUACAUUUACAUGAGAUUUUUUGUUUUUUGUUUUAUACUUGUUUUUUGUGUCAUAAUUGUCAUUUUCUGGCUCUUACUGGUGUCCUAUGAACCUACUCCUCUUCUGUGAAGUUGUGGUGGUGAACUGUUUUGUGCGUCAGGGGCGCCCCCUGCAGCCGGAGAAAAGCUGGUCACUCACAGACCAGAAACUCAACGCCUUUUUCUCUUCCUCUCCUUUGUCUGGUUCCCUCCUUGUAAAUUGUACAGACUGCAAACUUAAGCCACACAAAAGAUAUAAAAUGAAAAAAAAAAAUCAACUGACCCUUUUAAACUUGUAAAAAAAAAAGUAUGAUAGUAGAAAC